CUCUGUGAUAAUUGUGCUGAGGCACUUGAAGGUGCAGUGAUUUUAAAUCUUAGGAUUUAAAAAAAAAAAAAUGUAUCGCUGUGAAAUACAGCUUGAUAAGUAAGCAAAAAACGUAAGCAAAGGCAUCUGUUCAUUGCCUCACAAUCAAUUCAAAAUUCCAUUGUGCCUCUCCUUUCAUUGUACCUUUUCUAUUGUGCUACUAGCUCACCAAGCUACCUCUUUGUGCUUUAGUCAUCACUAACCUGUUUUUAAUACACUUGCUGUAUUUAUUCAUUAAAUUCCUCAUUUUUUGUCAAAGGGACCCUACUUGUAAUAGCUUCUUUGGUUCUUAGUGGGAUAAUUAGCACCGAGCUGUGUGUCUAUAGGUAGAGAGCGUAUCCUCUUAUACUCCUGAAGCCCUGUGGACAGGGUUGUUUGUGACAUUCGAGCGAGAAGGUUGUGAACUGCACCUUGAAGUCUCUCUACUCAAAAAAACAGCAGCACUGAUGCAAAUGCAAUGUAGAAUUUGCCGGUUUAUGUCAUUUUACAAUAUUACCUCGGUUUCCUAUUGUUCUUCUUAACAAAAAGGAAGAAUAAUUAAGGUUCCUAAACCUGUCAGUUGUAUUUUGGAUUUCAAUAUCUUAUAAAUGGAUUUUAAACUAUAAACUUUGAUUCAAUCUAAGGAUCUUAUUUUUUAUUAAGUAAAUGAAAUGUAAUAUUAUUGUAGGUUUAAUUGUGGUAGUUUUAGCCCUGAAUUAAUGUUUUUGUUUAUUUUUUUUGAAACUAUAAGCAACUGAAUACUAUCUGGGCAUAAUAAGUAUUUAGUGACUAAAGGGCUGUUGUUUAGUAGUUAUAUUUCCAAGUCCAGGGAGAAAAAUCAACCGAGCAAAAUUCUUUAAUCUGUCUAUUCAAAAGGCUGAAAGUCUUCCAUCUCUGUCAUUUCCAGGGGCCCAUUUCAACAGGCAUCAGCACAACCAUGCUACCUCCUGCCGACACUUCCACCUUGGUCCCCAAACUCAAAUGUCUGCCGACUUCCCCCUGCCCCCCCCGAGUCAGUCGCAGUCGGCCAUGAUGGCCCACCUGCCCCCCGCACACCAGCACGCCUCACAGCUGCACCAGCCCCUCACGCCUCUGCCGACCCAGCAGUUCCAGGACGUCCCGGCCCCCCCCUUCCUACCUCAGGCCUUACACCAGCAGUACCUCAUUCAGCAGCAGCUCCUGGAGGCCCAGCACCGGCGCAUCCUUCCACACUCCAGGAGAACACAGGAGCGAGUCCCCCUGCACCCACAUCGGCUGCGCUCCAGCUAUGAGUACGCCCCUUCACUGCACGUCCCUCAGCCAAUCCCGCAGCAGCCGCGCUACCUAGCCGAAGGCACCGAUUGGGAUCUGAGCGUGGAUGCAGGCCUGCCUCACCAUCAGUAUCAAGUGCAGCAGCUCCCACAGCAUUAUCAACAUUACCUAGCAUCUCCCAGAAUGCAUCACUUCCCCAGAAAUAACUCAUCAGCACAAGUGGUUGUCCAUGAGAUCAGAAACUACCCUUAUCCCCAGUUGCAUCUACUGGCCCUGCAAGGUUUAAACCCCUCUCGCCACGGGUCUGCAGUGCGGGAGAGCUAUGAGGAGCUGCUGCAGCUGGAAGACAGGCUAGGAAAUGUCAAUCGAGGAGCCGUACAGACCAUAAUCGAGCGGUUCACGUUCCCUCACAAGUACAAGAAGAGAAGACCCCAGGAACUGAAAAUAGCCAUGGAGGAAGAGGAGUCCGACAUAGAUGAGAAAUGUACAAUCUGUCUCUCCAUGCUGGAAGACGGAGAGGACGUCAGGAGGCUACCUUGCAUGCACCUCUUCCACCAGGCGUGUGUGGACCAGUGGCUGGCCACCAGCAGGAAGUGCCCCAUAUGUCGGGUGGACAUUGAGACCCAGCUGACGCCUGACAGCUGAUGUUUCACCCCUCCCCCCCCCAGUCC
Molecule: messenger RNA, 1940 nt
Organism: Paramormyrops kingsleyae
Lineage: Eukaryota; Metazoa; Chordata; Actinopteri; Osteoglossiformes; Mormyridae
Source: RefSeq, a predicted model, not a curated record